Aedes aegypti (yellow fever mosquito) is the source of this 423-nucleotide messenger RNA. RefSeq names its product dolichyl-diphosphooligosaccharide--protein glycosyltransferase subunit 4. Bases 162 to 290 code for a protein of 42 amino acids. The record is from RefSeq and is a predicted model, not a curated record. The transcript is spliced from 3 exons. NCBI's taxonomy places the organism in Eukaryota, Metazoa, Arthropoda, Insecta, Diptera, Culicidae.
AACCAAUCCGAUGACGUUGACAUGUUUUGAUAUGACGAUUCAUGUCAUUUUCUCAUUCUCUUCUUCUGGCUGUCUGCUCCAACAGUGCAAUAUUUUGUGUGAAAGAUUUUUCUUGAAAUUCAACGGAAUUUGGAUACAUUAGUCCAUAAAACCCAUCGAAAAUGAUUUCUGAUGUCCAGUUGGCUGUAUUCUGCAACGUUCUGGGAGUGUUCCUGUUCUUAUUGGUGGUCGGAUUCCAUUAUAUAAACGCCAACAUGGGAAGAAAUGCCGGCAUGUCGAAGCAUAAAUGAAGGUACGUCGGGUUCUUUAGGCAUUAAAACAUCCCAUUUCCUUAUAAAAAUAAACUCUAUUUUAUUUGGGAACUUAGCGUGUAAGUGUAUGGAUAAUCUCUUGAAUAAAAAAUGAUUCAGGUCAAAUAGCACA